CAAACACUGAUACUCCCUCUUCCCAUCAGCCUGAGCAAGGAGACACGCAGAGAGGGGCCCCAAUCCCUGCAGUGAUUUGGGGGCAGAUCUGAGCAGUGGAUUCUAAAAAAACCCAACCUACAUUCUUGUCAGUUUAACACCAGUAUCUCUGAGUUGUGCUUAUGUGUCUGUUUCCCUACGUACCUGAUCUCGUCAAUUUCACAUGGAGCAGGGCCAUAGAACAGGGAUCUGCUUUUCAUCAUUAGCAACCCAAGCUGGAUUCGAGCUGGUGAUCAAGGAGUGAGGUAAGUCCCUAACCCAGGGGGCAAUUCCACUCAGCAGCAUGACGAGCGAGGUUGUGGAGGAUGAGAUGGAAUUUUAUUCCAAGGCUGAGAAAUACUGGAAGGAUGUGCCGCCCACGGUGGACGGCAUGCUGGGUGGGUACGGCCACAUCUCCAGCAUUGACAUCAACAGCUCCAAAAAAUUCCUGCUUAAGUUCCUUCGGGAUGGGCCUAACAGGACAGGAACCACCUGCGCCCUGGACUGUGGGGCUGGGAUUGGCAGGAUCACCAAGAGGCUGCUGUUGCCUCUCUUCAAAGCAGUGGACAUGGUGGAUGUGACUGAGGACUUCUUGACCAAGGCGAGGACCUACCUGGGAGAAGAGGGCAGGCGAGUGAGGAACUACUUCUGCUGCGGCCUGCAGGACUUCAGCCCUGAGCCCAACUCCUAUGACGUCGUCUGGAUCCAGUGGGUAAUAGGACACCUGACUGAUGACCAUCUGUCUGACUUCCUGAAGAGAUGCAAGGUUGGCCUGCGCCCCAAUGGCAUCAUUGUCAUCAAGGACAACAUGGCCCAGGAGGGAGUCAUCAUGGACGAUGUGGACAGCAGCGUGUGCCGGGACCUGGACGUAGUGCGGACAAUCGUCCGGCGCGCAGGCCUCAACCUCCUGGCUGAAGAAAGGCAAGAGAACUUCCCUGACGAAAUCUACCAUGUCUAUACAUUUGCCAUGAGAUGAACCCGGGCUGGGAGAUGCUGUUUACCAAGAGGUACUGCUGUGCCAGGACCAGCCCAGCAGGCCCCUUCUGGGGGGAUCCAGAGGACACCUAUCGUGUGGUUCAGACACUUCAUGGUUAAAAUUCAGGGUGGGGUGGGGUGUCCUGAAUAACCCUGCUGGGGCUGGCUGGAAAGAUCGGGUCGGGUCUUCUGCGUUGCUGCUGUUUGUGAGAAGACAGUUGCCAAAUACACUCUCCUGCUGUUGCACCUCUGUACACAGACUCUGCUUAAACGCCCACGCCACCCACCGAGGCUGGAGGCUCUCUAGAGAGGAAAAGCCUUGAAGCUGCACCAGAUGGGGGUAUGAGAGGCAGAGUAAGAACUCCUGCAGCUGCCCUACCUCAGUUUGUUUGCCUGCUGCCAGAGGAUGCUGUGUGCGCUAUGCCUGAACCCCGCUUGGUUCUGGGCGCGUGGACGAAGCUGCAGCGUCAGCUCUCCCUGCUGCAGGGGAGCCAGGAGAUGAGAGGGUAGAACUCACUGGCUCCUGCUCCAGCUCACUACUUUGCUGCUCCUAACCCUCCUCUCCUCUGGGUGCCUGAACUGGGGUCGGUUCAGCUAGGCAUUUCUUGCUGCCUUCCCGAAACUAGUCUGAGGCAGGAGGUUGUAGGUUCCUGGGACGUGAAAUCUGUCGCAAAGGCAGAGAGUAGAGGUUGGGGCUCGCUUACAGUAAUGGAAAAAGGGGUGAUUUUGUUUGGCCUCUCUCCAAGAUCUGUGCCAUUUCCUCAGGAUGGAGCAGAUCUUCCCAAGGGGAGGAAGAAAAGAGGCUCUGGGGCUAUCGUGGGGUUUUAUAUGACUGCCCAUCACCAUUGUAUCUUUCAUGCAAAAUCAGUAGUAAUAGCAAAAUCGUUAGUGUUUUCAUAGAAUCUCGGGAAGUUUCUCAGAGCAAAAACUUUUUCAAGAUUUGACUAAAUCCAUAUUUAUUUGUGCUGGGGUGGGAGGCGUAGGGGUUGAGAGGCCGGUGCCCCCUUCCCCAGGGGCACAGCAGAGUUGGGUUAAUACACAACCUCGGCCGGGACCAGCUUGCCUGCUGUACCUGUUGGACAGUUGACUCAGAAGGGGGGAAUCAGGCUCCCCAUGGCUUGCUGGGGUUGUGCUCUCAUGUUCCUCCCUCCCUGUCCAGGAGAAAGGAAAUUUCUCACCCUAAAGGAUUUUUAAAAUAAUGUUGUUGUAGCCAACCACCCAUUAACAGAGACUCCAAAUGCAGCCCUGGCCCCUCGCCCAGAGCGGGAGUUGGGAGGGCAGGCUGGCCCCUCACUGCUGACACGGGGCAGGGGCUCUGAGGCCGUUGUAGAAUUACAGGCUAGGAAGUGGCAAAUACUUCCGAAUGAGCUUGUUCUACGCAAGCCCUGCCCUGCCACCCGCUGCAGAAUAAAGAGCCCAGGCUACAGCCUGGCUGUGAACGGCUGCAUCCCGCUUGCUCCAGGUGGGCAGGGCAUCUUGCACGGCUGUUCUAGCACUUCAGAGUGGGAGCCUGCGGCAGGCCUCUCAAACCACCCCCGCCGGAGCAAGGGCCCAGCCAUUACCGUUCAGCGCGUGAGCAGCCCACAAGGAAACGCUGAUUGGUGGAGGAGCUCGGGGGGGAUGGUUAAGGGCUUGUCUGCACAGCGACUUAGAGCAAGCCAGGCAGCGACACCGGCGCUCGCUAGCUCUCGACGUGCGCCCUGCGCUCCAUCACUGUGCAGACAAACCCGGCCAGCCCAGGGCAGCUCGUUCUUGGCUUUUGUACUUUACCCAACCCCCCCACCAUUUAACGUGGAAAAGCUGCGGCUCUAGCCCCUUGGCCAUGCUGCGGAGUCGGCCUGUUUUGUAGAGAGCAACCGUGGUCCUUCGGCAUGAAUGAAGCUACACAGGGGGCCCCCUCCCCUAUUUCAGUGCUGCUCUUGGACUAAUAGAGGGGGGGCUAAUUUCCCAAGAGAGAGCAAGCAGGCCCAGUGGCUGCUCUGUUUGGGGCAGGGGCAGGGGCCAGCAGAGUAACAGUCUAGGUCUGACUUCACUGCUUGACAGUGUCUUCAAGUAUUGUCUAGCACCUCUUUAGGCCCAGCCCUGACUGGGCUGUCAGCAGCCAGGCCCCCGUUGGCCGGGAGGGAGAGAUCCCUUGCCUACAGUUCAGAGAUUUGAUCAAGUGCCCAGUACAGAACUGGGAAUAAAAUCUUGGCAUCAGGGCCAGGCUUUGACAAUG
Gopherus evgoodei (Goodes thornscrub tortoise) is the source of this 3211-nucleotide messenger RNA. RefSeq names its product N-terminal Xaa-Pro-Lys N-methyltransferase 1 (gene NTMT1). Bases 323 to 994 code for a protein of 223 amino acids. Gene Ontology annotation, cellular component: cytoplasm. NCBI's taxonomy places the organism in Eukaryota, Metazoa, Chordata, Testudines, Testudinidae. The transcript is spliced from 5 exons. Gene Ontology annotation, molecular function: N-terminal protein N-methyltransferase activity. The record is from RefSeq and is a predicted model, not a curated record.